UUCGACAUCUUCCCUCCCCAAAUUGGGGAUAAAUCGUUUCCCCUUCAGACCCCAAUUUAGGGUUAUACUAGCAGUGAACGAUUGGUGCUUUUCAGCAGGAAGUACAAUGGGGAUCCAGGGGCUUUUACCUCUACUGAAAUCGGUUAUGGCUCCGAUUCACAUAAAGGAUCUCGAGGGCUGUUCAGUUGCUGUGGACACAUACUCAUGGCUUCAUAAAGGAGCCCUUUCUUGCAGUAUGGACCUCUGCAAAUCCCAACCUACUUCCAAGCAUGUUGAUUACUGUAUGCAUCGAGUGAAUUUGUUGAGGCAUUAUGGUGUUAAACCUAUUUUAGUCUUUGAUGGAGGGCAUUUACCAAUGAAGAAUGAGCAGGAAAUUAAGCGUGCUAGGUCAAGAAAAGAAAAUCUUGCUCGUGCUAUUGAGCAUGAAUCAUGUGGGAAUACAUCAGCAGCUUAUGAAUGCUAUCAAAAAGCAGUUGAUAUAUCACCUACAAUUGCAUAUGAACUAAUUCAGGUGUUGAAACAAGAACAAAUUUCAUACGUUGUGGCUCCUUAUGAGGCUGAUGCCCAAAUGACAUUUUUAGCCCUUAGCAAGCAUGUUGAUGCUGUCAUUACUGAAGACUCAGACUUAAUACCAUUUGGUUGCCCAAGAAUUAUCUACAAGAUGGACAAAUUUGGACAAGGUGUUGAAUUUCAAUACUCAAGACUACAACAUACAAAAGAUUUAAAUUUGUCAGGUUUUACUAAACAAAUGAUUCUUGAAAUGUGCAUUCUCAGUGGUUGUGAUUAUUUACAAUCUUUACCAGGAAUGGGCUUGAAAAAAGCCCAUGCAUUAAUAAAGAAAUUCAAAACCCAUGAAAAGGUGAUUAAGCAUUUGAAGUUUAGUGCAAUUGUUGUUCCACCUCUCUAUGAAGAAUCCUUUAGGAGGGCAAUAUUGACUUUUUUACAUCAACGAGUGUAUGAUCCAAUAACAGAAGAUAUUGUUCAUUUAUCUGAUUUACCUGAUAACAUUGAUGAAGAUUUGGAUUUUUUAGGGCCAUCGAUACCUAAAAAUCUAGCAAAAGGCAUAGCAAGUGGAGAUAUUGAUCCUUUCACCAAGUUGUCAAUCCAGGGAGAGUGUGUUAAAGUUAAACCUGGACCCCUUCUUGAUAAAACAUAUGAUCUAAAAAGCUUCAAAUCUGGAGAUACAGUAAAAAAGCUCGACUUACCUGCACAGAAAAAUCUUCUAACCAAUUACUUUUGUUUUGCAACUCUGGAAGCAAAGAGGAAAUUCAUGGCUCCUCGAAUUUCACCAAAACAUCCAAAUGAAAUUCCUCAAAUGGAUAAAAAUGAAGAAAUUGUUGAUAAGAUCCCUGCAAGAAAGACUUCAAUGCUUUUGGAAUCACUAUCUCAUGACAACAUGAGAAAGGUACAACACUCAAAGCAUCCAAUACACCCCUGCAUAGCCUCACAAAAAGAAUCAGAAUCUAAUUCUUCCAUUGAUGGAAUUGAGGGCAAAACAAGGGUGCAGAAGAAACCUAUCAUUGUUAGAAGCUCUUAUUUUCAGCAUAAAAACUUAGAAGAAAAUAAUCAAGAAAACACGAAAAUGAAUGAUUCAAAAGAUGAUGAUGAUGAUGACGUGGCAGUUGCAAGCAAGAACACUUGUUCAGAUGGUGUACACGUGUCUGUUUUCCAUGCACCUGAGGUUAAGACAAGGGUAGAAAACAGGAAGAUGAUCACAAGUCGUUAUUUUAGUCAAAAGAAUCAGGAAAACACGAAUGAAAAGUCAACCAUUAAAAGGAAGUUUUCCAUUUCUGAAGAUAGUGUUCAAAAAGAAAACCUGAACCAAAAAUUCAUGAGGCCAAAUCCAUCUUCUCCUAAUCAAGGUGAUAAAGAAUAUGAUGAUAAAAUCGAAGUAACAAGAGAUGAAGAAGAGAAAUUCGGAUGUAAUAUUUCUCAUUUGGGAAAAUAUUCAGAAAUAGCAGAAAAAUCAAUGGAUAAAUUCAUUUCGGUGAUAUCGUCAUUCAAAUGCACGUCAUCUGGGUCACGUGCUAGUGGUCUACGAGCUCCUCUUAAGGACAUGCGAAACACGUGCUCAAAAAACUCAUCUUCAUAUUCAAUUGAUGAUAUAUCCAAAUUUGCGUACAAAUCAUCAACCAAGACAUUACCCUAAAUCAUUCAAUAACAUUGUUUCACUUUGACAUGAUAUUUGUAUUAAAACAUUUAUCAUUGUAUUAUUUACUGAUAAAAAUGUUCCAAUUUUUUUUUCAGGUUUUUACUUCUUGUAUUUUGCAAAUGAAAUGUAAAAAAAAUUAGAGCAAGUUAUUGCAA
Molecule: messenger RNA, 2307 nt
Organism: Lactuca sativa (garden lettuce)
Lineage: Eukaryota; Viridiplantae; Streptophyta; Magnoliopsida; Asterales; Asteraceae
Product: 5'-3' exonuclease family protein
Molecular function (GO): DNA binding; 5'-flap endonuclease activity; metal ion binding
Source: RefSeq, a predicted model, not a curated record